Seminavis robusta is the source of this 453-nucleotide messenger RNA. Lineage: Eukaryota; Bacillariophyta; Bacillariophyceae; Naviculales; Naviculaceae. The record is from the annotation of a GenBank genome assembly.
AUGUUUCAUAUUGGAGAUGCCAUGGGACCCGAUAAAGCCAAAAAGGGAGACUGCAAGAAACAAUCCACCACGCCAAUUUUGGACACUGCUACAACCAUCAACAGUCGGACACUGUUGGACAAUGACCAGACGUUCCAGCAAGAAACUGUCGUUGGAAAAAGCAGUAGCAUACAUUUGGCGACUUCUGUCCAUGGUCCCUGGACACCCUUGCUCAACAAUACACUGAUUGGAUGCAAUAAUCCAGCUCCGUUUGUGCAUCAUCCCACUGCCGACAACAACGAGCCACAACAGGAUGACAGUAGUAUUGAACCCGGUAUCUAUGUCGUUUGUGGUCGCGCCAAUCACAGCACCCUGAUGCACGCACAAGACAUCUGGGGGCCGUGGAAGACUGUGAGUCAAAUCACGCCCUUUCCCGAGGACGACGACACUUCAUCACCAGCCACCACAACAUAG